AUGGCGCCAGAAUUGCCAAGGUAUGUGGUGUUACAAUCAAGGUACAACGCCAAAUACUUGAGCUACAUCAAGGAAGAUGUGCAGAUCCAUGGCUUUUUCAAAUUCUCCGGACAAGAGGUUGUGAGUCCGUACGCAAAUCUCCAAGUGGAGAUGGCAAAGAGUAGUGGAGCUAGCAAGGGACUGGUGCACAUAAGGUGCUGCUACAACAAUAAAUACUGGGUCUGGUGGUCGCAAACCCAUCAUUGGAUUGUUGCCGGCGCUGACGAACCCCAGGAGGAUGAAUCCAAAUGGUCAUGCACCUUGUUCAAACCAGUCUAUGUGGACGAACACGAUCCUGCUCAAGGCGUCCAUUCACGUCACGUCCAGCUCCGAAACUAUGCAUGCUUAUGGCGCACUGGCCCGCCCUAUGGGUCCUGCUUAUUUGCAGGAAGUGAAACACCUGACAACGACUUGUGCGAUGUGUGCUUGAUCGUUGAUUGGGAGUCGCUGUUGGUUUUGCCCAAACAUAUAGCCUUCAAGGGCGACAACGGGAAGUACCUCAGCGCGCAGUGGAUUGAGGGGUACCCUUACUUAAAGUUCUCGUCCGAUGACAUUGGAGAUCCCACGGUGGGGAAUGAGGUCUUCCAAACCGGGGACGGAAGCGUUCGCAUUAAAUCCGAUCGCCAUGGAAAAUUCUGGAGGCGAAGCCCUAACUGGAUAUGGGCAGACUCAGAGCUUCAUAACAAUGAGAACAACAUGGACAUGCUCACCACCGAGGGGAAAUCUGAUUGUCUCAACGCUGCUGUCCUCACCAUUACCCAAAAGGCACGCUUGGAACUGGAAGAGGUGGUUGUGUCGAGAAGCAUCUACAAUGUCAACUACCGCGUCUUGGAUGCGAGGGUCUAUAACCAAACGGUCGUCACCAUGGCCACCGGAGAGGCCCUCAACCGAACAGAAGAACAAAACACCGUAGAAAUGAAGCUUUCGUAUAAGAACACAAGGAGUAGUGUUUGGAACACAAACGUGUCACUCAAGUUAGGCAUCAAGACCACCUUCGAAGCCGGAGUUCCUCUAAUUGGAAAUGGAAAAAUCGAAGUGUCGGCUGAGUUUGGGGCAGUAUUCCAGUAG
Molecule: messenger RNA, 1107 nt
Organism: Pyrus x bretschneideri (Chinese white pear)
Lineage: Eukaryota; Viridiplantae; Streptophyta; Magnoliopsida; Rosales; Rosaceae
Exons: 2
Coding region: 1-1107 (368 amino acids)
Source: RefSeq, a predicted model, not a curated record